Messenger RNA from Paramisgurnus dabryanus, 1104 nucleotides. RefSeq names its product N-acetyltransferase 8-like (gene aspnat). Lineage: Eukaryota; Metazoa; Chordata; Actinopteri; Cypriniformes; Cobitidae. Gene Ontology annotation, cellular component: mitochondrial membrane. Gene Ontology annotation, molecular function: L-aspartate N-acetyltransferase activity. The record is from RefSeq and is a predicted model, not a curated record.
UUCUUUGGAAUUCUCGCCUCCCACCGCUGUCAUGUGGCACGGCGCUGCAUCCAAUCAGCGAGAUGAGGAGAACGCCCCCACCCCAGAAUAUGAAUGCGGAUUAUAAAUGCCGGUUGUGAUGCACCGGCAAGUCUUGGUCGUGAGGAAGCUCAGGGUUGCAGCAGCAAAUCAGUCGUUUUUCUUUCCAUAACAAAGAAGACCAUCAUCCAUUCUUUAUUUCUUCCUCCCAAUUCCAGUUCAUUUCAGGCCAGUUGCAUGCAUUGUUCGUCUCCCAAAAUGGUUUGCGAGACUAAAAUUGUUGCCGACGAGCACGAGCCCAUAUCUGGGACAAAUAAAGAUUCAAUUAUAAUUUCCUCCUCGCAAAUGUGGACGUCCACGUCGUCUUCUCCAAGUGCGCACGAAAGAAAGGUUGAAAAGCGGGACCGGGUUUUUAUUCGCGAUUUCCAACAUUCGGACCACGAGGAGGUGCGCCGAAUCUUCAACGAGGGAAUCAUGGAGCGGAUACCAAAUUCGGCAUUUCGGGGUCUAAAACAGCAAACUCAAAUCCAGUUUAUCUAUGCUCUUCUCACAGUAAUGUGCUAUGUUAUGACCAAAUCCUUCACACUUACCUUCUGCAUGCCCUUUAUUCUCAUGGGCGCACGUUAUUACUACAGCAGAAAAGUCAUUCUCAACUACCUGGACUGCGCUCUGCACACUGACAUGGCUGACAUUGAGGAAUAUUACAUGAAACCCACAGGUUCUUGUUUCUGGGUGGCAGUUCUACAAGGCCAGGUGGUGGGCAUCGUGGCAGCUCAAGGCCGAGAAGAUGAGAACACCGUUGAACUGCGUCGCAUGUCUGUGGAUUCACGCUUCCGUGGAAAAGGCAUCGCCAAAGCUCUGGGUCGCCGCGUUCUAGAAUUUGCAAUGUUAAACAACUACUCGGCCGUGGUUCUGGGAACGACCGCAGUCAAGAUGGCCGCCCACAAGCUGUACGAGUCAUUGGGUUUUCGUCGAGUGGGAGAAACAGAUGACCACAAGCUGCCGGGGAUGACCGGAUCAACGCUGGAGAGGCUCUUCUUCCAGAUUCGCUACAGCCGGUACCAAUUACAGCUUCACGAAGAGUGA